AUGAGCCGCCAAGAUAAGCACUUUACUGCCGACUGGGACAGCUUUGACGGCGACGAUGGCAGCGACUACUAUUCGGAAGAAGGAGAUUUCUCUCAAGACAUGUCGGUGGGAACGGAUCACAGUCCAGUGGAUGUAGCGGCAUUCCCUUCCUCCGUCAAGACGGCGAUGUCGAUUCGACAAGAAUUCGAGAGCGCCAAGUCCAUGGAGCAAAAGAUAGCAGCACGAUUAUCGCUUCCUUCUACCAAUAGACGAAGCACAAUCAGUGGAACCGCACCUGCCAAAACUAAUCGAUUGCCCAAAAAGAGCCGGUCAUUAGAGGGCGCUGCCAAAAAGGCUGUUGCGGCUCUGGCAUCUCAAACCCCAGAGGAUCGACGAUUGGUACGACGAACUAAGAGUGACUUGAAACCGAGAGGAUCCCGCGAAUCAGAAGAAGCAGGACCACCACGACGAGGCCGACGCCAUGGCGGUCGUCGUACUGGUACUAGUAGCGUGGAGCACAGCAACAAUAGCAGCAGCAACAGCAACAACGACAACAGUAGUCCUCGCAAAAGCCCUCGCAAAAGCAGUCGGCGACAAAGCGGAGCCAAGAAGGUAGAAGAGAGUCCCUUGGAGCGAGCGCAACGAAUCAAGGAACUCAGUCUGGCGUUCCAAGCAGCAACCAUGCUAGAGAAGAGCAUAGCACCCAAAACUGAACACCUCAAGAAAGAUGUCCUCAUGUGA
Molecule: messenger RNA, 720 nt
Organism: Seminavis robusta
Lineage: Eukaryota; Bacillariophyta; Bacillariophyceae; Naviculales; Naviculaceae
Source: the annotation of a GenBank genome assembly